GACUAUAUUUUUGGGUAUCAAAAAGUUCAUGCGAUCAGCCAAACCCCAGCUCCUCUGGUAACCCUCCAGAUGCAGUCAACCCCCAACCCCUCCCCACCGUCCCUUCCCUCUCCCGAUGCGUCCUGCCAAACCCCAGUAUCUCUACUAAUCCUCCAGAUCCAGUCAACCGCCCCUCCCCACCGUCUCUUCCCUCUCGGAAUGUGAUUAAUAUUACUUCUGCUCCCGCUGCCAGAGGGAUGGAGCUUCUCUCUUGUUGGAUUCGUGGGUUCUUUCUUUCUUCUUUCGAGUCGCAGGAAAUCUGAAACAUUUCGUUCCAAGUUAGAGUUCGAUCACCAAGAAAAUCUCGGAUCUUUUAAGUGGAUGCACACCUAACUUGCGCGAGCCUUGCAUUUUUGGGCUUUGAGCCAGGAGCGAGCCCAAGUCAGUGCAGAGGAGGGAAGAAGUUAAGAUUCGGUUUGUUUCUUCCGGUCGGGAUGAAGAUGGAGAGGGUAUGCGUUCCCAGGUGCAACUUCACCAGAAUUAUGGCCCUUCUACAGAUCAUCCUAGGCAUCUUCGUCAUCCUAAUCAGCAUUGCCAGCCUCCACCGCUUUUACUCCGUGGGCUACUUUCUCCACAGCACUGAUGGAGAGUCCUGUCAGAAAUUCCACACCAUCAACGAUGGCUACGCUGACUUCGACCUCAAGGCCCUUAAUGAUCGGAUGGAGGAGGUACUCAUCCGGCUCUCAGAGCUUCAGGACAAACUUGAAUCCACCAUUCAAAAGCUGGACAAGGAGAGCAAAGGCCGAUCUGCAGCUAAAACCAUCUCUCGGACUGAGUUCAGGAUGUUCCUGGAAGAGGAGGUGAUCCAGCCGCUUUACAGUGCCCAUGUCGCGCUCAGGCUCAUUCGCAUUCCCCAGCCGGAUGCUGUUCGAGCUCCUGGGUCCCCGAUGGAGGACCCUUUGAUAAAUUUCUUCACGGUGGAGGAGACACGCAAGUACAUCACGGGAAAGGGCAAUCGGAACGGGAAAGCGAGCGUAUUUGGCACGAAUAAGACCUACAACACGAUCGGCCAUGCUUGCGUCCUGAUGAGAAACGAGCUGGAGGAGUACAUGAAUUAUGACAUCGGCUCUUAUUGCAGGGACGACUGGAAUCUAGCGCAGAAGCUGAUGUUGGGUGGCUGCGACCCCCUCCCCCGGAGACGGUGCUUGGCUCGAGCAUCGAGACUCUAUCAGAGGCCGCUUCCGAUCAACGAAUCCCUGUGGACAAUGCCAGAUGACCGCAACGUGAGGUGGAGUAAUUACAACUGCCGGGACUUCAAGUGUUUAUCGAGCAGGAAUCCGAGAAGGGGCUUCUCCAAGUGCACUGGAUGCUUCGAGCUCCACAAGGAGAAGCUGAAGUGGGUCACCAACACCUCGCUCGCAGACUUCCUCAUUGGUGAUGUCCUUGCGGUGAAGCCAGGAGAGAUCAGGAUCGGACUCGACAUCAGUAUCGGAACAGGGAGUUUUGCAGCGAGGAUGCGGGAGCGGAACGUAACCAUCGUGUCCGCUUCCUUGAAUGUGGGCGCGCCAUUCGGUGAGAUGAUUGCACUUAGGGGUUUAAUCCCCCUGUACGCAACACUUAAUCAGCGGCUGCCUUUCUUCGACAACACGCUGGAUUUGAUACAUACCAGCGUCUUUCUUGAUGGGUGGAUCGACCUCCAGUUGUUGGACUUCGUGUUGUUCGACUGGGACCGGGUGCUGAGACCGGGAGGCCUGUUGUGGGUGGACAAGUUCUUCUGCAACAGGAAGGAUCUGGAUGACUACAUGUACAUGUUCCUGCAGUUUAGGUACAAGAAACACAAGUGGGUGGUUUCCUUCAAGUCCAAGGACGACGUGUAUCUGUCUGCCUUGUUAGAAAAGCCACCCAGGUCAUUGUGAUCUUUAUCAAACAGGUGGCUUCUCGAGUAGCAGACAUUAAACGCCCUGUUUCCCUGAUGAUGCAGCUGAACGUAAGUUCCGAUCUUUGAUCUCUUAUCCGCUUGAGUAGUAGCUCAAACACACGAUCGUCAUGUUAGCAUUAACAACCUUUGUAAGCUUUGCUGCAUCCAUAAUAGACUUUACCAUCGUUUCUCUAAUA
Molecule: messenger RNA, 2094 nt
Organism: Musa acuminata subsp. malaccensis (wild Malaysian banana)
Lineage: Eukaryota; Viridiplantae; Streptophyta; Magnoliopsida; Zingiberales; Musaceae
Source: RefSeq, a predicted model, not a curated record